GUCUCGCGCGGGGUGUCCGGCCCGUGUUGUAGACACGAGCCCGGAAGUGAGUUCCGGGGCCGUGUAGACGCGGCGGCCGCGCGGGUUCCGGGCCCCACCCUGGAACUAACGACGUUCCUCCUGGAAAACCUGACUCAGGCGGAGCCCGCGGCACGCAGGAGGCCCCGCCCCUCGCGCGCCCCCUCUUAGGUCCCGUGGACCCCUCCCACCCAGCCCGGGCCAGACCGGCCGCAGAGAGACCCCGGGGUCCAAGCCCCAAGCCCCUGAAGCCGCGGGGCCUGCGGGGGGGGGGGCGGCGCGGGGGGCGGGCCGGCCCCUCCCUCGCUGACGCCGCGAUCGAGCUCCGACCAAGAGCGCGGGCAGCGGAGCGGGGAGCCAGGUCGGGCAGGAUGCGCUACCGGGCGUCGGCCCUAGGCAGUGACGGGGUGCGGGUGACCAUGGAGAGCGCCUUGACAGCCCGGGACCGCGUGGGGGUGCAGGACUUUGUUCUCCUGGAGAACUUCACCAGUGAGGCCGCCUUCAUUGAGAACCUGCGACGAAGAUUCCGGGAGAACCUCAUUUAUACCUAUAUUGGCCCUGUCCUGGUUUCUGUCAACCCCUACCGAGACCUACAGAUCUACAGCCGUCAGCAUAUGGAACGCUACCGUGGUGUCAGUUUCUAUGAAGUGCCACCUCAUCUGUUUGCAGUGGCUGACACUGUGUACCGGGCGCUGCGAACUGAGCGGCGGGACCAGGCAGUGAUGAUUUCCGGAGAGAGUGGGGCAGGCAAGACAGAGGCCACCAAGAGAUUGCUACAGUUCUAUGCAGAGACGUGCCCGGCCCCUGAGCGGGGUGGUGCAGUGCGGGACCGGCUGCUGCAUAGCAACCCUGUGCUGGAGGCCUUUGGAAAUGCCAAGACUCUCCGCAACGAUAACUCCAGCCGGUUCGGGAAGUACAUGGAUGUGCAGUUUGACUUCAAGGGAGCCCCUGUGGGAGGCCACAUCCUCAGUUACCUCCUGGAAAAGUCACGAGUGGUACACCAGAAUCAUGGAGAACGGAACUUCCACAUCUUCUACCAGCUGCUGGAGGGGGGUGAGGAGGAGACUCUUCGUCGCCUGGGCUUGGAACGGAACCCCCAGAGCUACUUGUACCUGGUGAAGGGCCAGUGUGCCAGAGUCUCCUCCAUCAGUGAUAAGAGUGACUGGAAGGUCGUCAGGAAGGCACUGUCAGUCAUUGACUUCACCGAGGAUGAAGUGGAGGACUUGCUAAGCAUCGUGGCCAGCGUCCUACAUUUGGGCAACAUCCACUUUGCUGCUGAUGAGGACAGUAAUGCCCAGGUUACUACUGAGAACCAGCUCAAGUAUCUGACUAGGCUGCUCGGUGUAGAAGGCACAACGCUGAGGGAAGCCCUGAUUCACAGAAAGAUCAUCGCCAAGGGGGAAGAGCUCCUGAGCCCACUGAACCUUGAGCAGGCUGCAUAUGCAAGGGAUGCUCUUGCCAAGGCCGUGUAUAGUCGCACUUUCACCUGGCUGGUUACAAAGAUCAACAGGUCACUGGCCUCUAAGGAUGCUGAGAGCCCCAGCUGGAGAAGCACCACAGUUCUUGGUCUCCUGGACAUUUACGGCUUUGAAGUAUUUCAGCACAACAGCUUUGAGCAGUUCUGCAUCAACUACUGCAACGAGAAGCUGCAGCAGCUCUUCAUUGAGUUGACUCUCAAGUCUGAGCAGGAGGAAUACGAAGCAGAGGGCAUUGCGUGGGAACCUGUCCAGUAUUUCAACAACAAGAUCAUCUGUGACCUGGUGGAGGAGAAGUUCAAGGGCAUCAUCUCCAUCUUGGAUGAAGAGUGUCUGCGUCCUGGGGAGGCCACAGACCUGACCUUCCUGGAGAAGCUGGAGGACACUAUCAAGCACCACCCCCACUUCCUGACGCACAAGCUCGCUGACCAGAAGACCAGGAAAUCCCUAGGCCGAGGGGAGUUCCGGCUUCUUCACUAUGCUGGAGAGGUGACCUACAGUGUGACUGGGUUUCUGGAUAAAAACAACGACCUUCUCUUCCGGAACCUGAAGGAGAUCAUGUGCAGCUCAAAGAACCCCAUCAUGUGCCAGUGCUUUGACAGGAAUGAGCUCAGUGACAAGAAGCGGCCAGAGACGGUUGCCACACAGUUCAAGACGAGCCUCCUGCAGCUAGUGGAGAUCCUGAAGUCUAAGGAGCCUGCCUAUAUCCGCUGCAUCAAGCCAAAUGAUGCCAAACAGCCUGGUCGCUUUGAUGAGGUGCUUAUCCGACACCAGGUGAAGUACCUGGGACUUAUGGAGAAUCUGCGCGUGCGUAGAGCUGGCUUUGCCUAUCGUCGCAAAUAUGAGGCUUUCCUACAGAGGUACAAGUCACUGUGCCCAGAGACGUGGCCCACGUGGGCAGGACAGCCCCAGGAUGGGGUGGCAGUGCUAGUCAGACACCUUGGCUACAAGCCAGAAGAGUACAAAAUGGGCAGGACAAAGAUCUUCAUUCGAUUCCCCAAGACCCUGUUUGCCACAGAGGAUUCCCUGGAAGUUCGACGGCAGAGCCUAGCCACCCAGAUCCAGGCGGCCUGGAGGGGCUUUCAUUGGCGGCAGAAAUUCCUCCGGGUGAAGCGAUCAGCCAUCUGUAUCCAGUCAUGGUGGCGUGGCACACUGGGCCGGAGAAAGGCAGCCAAGAGGAAGUGGGCAGCCCAGACUAUCCGUCGACUCAUCCGUGGCUUCAUCUUACGCCAUGCACCCCGUUGCCCUGAGAAUGCCUUCUUCCUGGACCACGUGCGCACAUCAUUUUUGCUUAACCUGAGGAAGCAACUACCCCGGAAUGUUCUGGACACUUCCUGGCCCACACCCCCACCUGCCCUGAGAGAGGCCUCAGAGCUGCUGCGGGAGCUGUGCGUGAAGAACAUGGUGUGGAAAUACUGCCGGAUUAUCAGCCCUGAGUGGAAGCAGCAGCUGCAGCAGAAGGCUGUGGCUAGUGAGAUUUUCAAGGGCAAGAAGGACAAUUACCCCCAGAGUGUCCCCAGACUCUUCAUCAGCACACGUCUUGGCACAGAGGAGAUCAGCCCCAGAGUGCUGCAGGCCUUGGGCUCUGAGCCCAUCCAGUAUGCCGUGCCAGUGGUAAAAUAUGACCGCAAGGGCUACAAACCUCGCUCCCGACAGCUGCUGCUCACCCCCAGUGCUGUGGUCAUCGUGGAGGAUGCCAAAGUCAAACAGAGGAUUGACUAUACCAACCUAACGGGAAUCUCCGUCAGUAGCCUCAGUGACAGCCUGUUUGUGCUUCACGUGCAGCGUGAGGACAAUAAGCAGAAGGGGGAUGUGGUUCUGCAGAGUGACCACGUGAUUGAGACGCUAACCAAGACGGCCCUCAGUGCUGAUCGUGUGAACAAUAUCAACAUCAACCAGGGCAGCAUCACAUUUGCAGGGGGUCCAGGCAGGGAUGGCAUCAUUGACUUCACAUCUGGCUCGGAGCUUCUCAUCACCAAGGCUAAGAACGGCCACCUGGCUGUGGUGGCUCCACGGCUGAACUCGCGGUGAUGAAGGCACCAGUGGACCCCCGACUCCUGACGCUUUGCUUCUCUCCCUCCUCCCUUCCCAGUUACCAAAGACUUGAGCUUCCAGUCAGGGAUCUAGAGACACCCCCAAAGCCCACCUGCAGACUCCUGCCUCUUGCUCACCCUCUCUUGAGGUGAUGGGGGCCAGGAAGCUACCCCAGGAGUGGGCCAGGCCGGGCCAGAGCAAUAGAAAAGCAGGGGCCUGAGCAGACCAGGCCAGCCCUCUGCUGAUGCCAAAUCUCUGAGAGAAGGGAAUUUUAACAGAGGUUUUCUCUGAGAGUUUUUGAUGCUUUAUAGGAAACUAUUUUUGUAAAAAAGCCAUUUUCCUACCCUCAACACACUGGAUGUGUUUUCCUGACUCAAACAGGGCAAGGAGUGUAGCGAAAAGAUUGGGUGGGCUGGACUGUGGGGCCCUCUUCUCUGGCCAAGCCUCUUCUCUUUAUUCCCUUAGCACCUUGUCUGUCUGUCCACCCACCUAUACCUUCUGUGGCCCACUCUGACCUCCACCUGGAGGCUAAGACCACCUUCGCCUACCCCAUCCUCCUGCCUUAAGAAUGCCCUUUUAGGGGCUGGGGGUGUAGCCCAGCGGUAGCACUGGUGCUAAGCAUGUGUGAGACCCUGGGUUCAAUCCCCAGCGUUAAAAAAAAAAAAAAGGUUUUAAUAGUUCCACCUCAGUCUGAGGGCAUCUGGAGUGGGAAAAAGUCUUCAGAGUUUGGAAGACUUCAGAGAAAUCGUCUAGUCCAGACGCCUGGAAUCACAGAGCUGAAGACAGGCAAGCCACAAAAGGAAGGCUUGCCUACUAGCAGGUUGGGGCAAAUCCUAAAAUGAAGCCCUAUCCUCAGCACACCUCACUGCCUUUCCCAGGAUCAGGGAAGACCCUAAAGUGAGGGUCAUGUCUUAACUGUGCACCCAGCUCCCUGACCAGCAAUCACCCUUGGGAGCCACCAGGUGGGAGGGGGUCUGCUGCCUGGGUCUAUGCCUUAGGAUGACAACCUCCUCUCUCUCUCUCUCUCUCUCUCUCUCUCUCUCUCUCUCUCUCUCUCACACACACACACACACACACACACACACACACACGCACACUCUGGACCCAAUUUAAGGAUGGUAGGGUCUUUAUUGGCCUGGACACCUCUGUGACCUGGGAUUAUGGGGCUAGCCUUGGAGGAGCUGCAGGGGCAUCACCUCUUUCUGCUGCUUCUCUCUACCCCAGAGGACCUUGGGUGUGCCCAGCCCCCUCUGUGCCCUUUGAGGUUCUCUGCCCACUGCUGACACUUCUGCAAUCCAGAGAAACACUAAAUAAAGCAAUAUGUGUUUGCCAA
Molecule: messenger RNA, 4860 nt
Organism: Alexandromys fortis (reed vole)
Lineage: Eukaryota; Metazoa; Chordata; Mammalia; Rodentia; Cricetidae
Gene: Myo1c
Product: myosin IC
Exons: 32
Coding region: 390-3524 (1044 amino acids)
Biological process (GO): vesicle transport along actin filament; actin filament organization
Cellular component (GO): plasma membrane; cytoplasm; actin cytoskeleton
Molecular function (GO): microfilament motor activity; actin filament binding; ATP binding
Source: RefSeq, a predicted model, not a curated record